UCCUCCUCCCGCUCAACCUCGAGAAAAAAGAGAGCGGAGGAUCACGACAGACUACCGACUCAGCACACCAACACCACCCGUCGACCUCGCUCACGACCGCCAGGACUUUUGAAAAAUGAAGUUCAUGAAAGUGGGCCGUGUGGCCAUCAUCACACGAGGACGUUAUGCCGGCAAGAAGGUCGUAAUCAUUCAGCCAUACGAUGCCGGCACAAAAGCCCACCCAUUCCCCUACGCCCUCGUUGCCGGUAUUGAGCGAUAUCCCUCGAAAGUGACCCGCCGGAUGGGAGCUAAGAAGGUCGCGAAGCGAAGCAAGGUCAAGCCGUUCAUCAAGACCAUCAACUACAACCAUCUCAUGCCCACCCGCUACACGCUCGAGCUCGAGGGACUCAAGGGUGCUAUCACAAAUGAUACAUUCAAGGAGGUGUCGCAACGGGAGGAGGCUAAGAAAGUCGUCAAGAAGUCUUUGGAGGAACGGUACACCAGUGGAAAGAACAGAUGGUUCUUCACCCCUUUGAGAUUCUAAAUGGGAGUUUUUCUUUUUGCUUGGGAUGGGUUCUUCUUGUCAUGAAAGUUUCUGCGUUAUGCAUAGAUACACCAUAGCAAAAUAAUGGAGCACUGCAUAGCAGAUUCAAAACAACACACAGAAAACUCAAGGAUCUCUUGAGAACAAAAACAAAAACUAUGCAAAUGAUAUUUUAUGAUAUACCUUCUUAUUUUACUUUUACGUGAUAUUCUCUUAUCAUUCCAAUGGUAAGGUAAACAUUCUUCUAAUAUCAAACGGAGCAGAGUUGCUUGCCUCAAAUUUCAUUCCUACAGCACCAUUUCCAUUGGUGCGUUAAAACCAUUGUCCACCAGCUCGUUAUAUCGGCUUCUCAGCCAAUGGUUUGCAAUGCACCACUCUAGCGCCUACCACCUUAACAACUAUUGCGUGUGGACAGGUAACCGGUAUCAGUCGAGCAGGAGGACCGCAUCUACGAAAUGUGCUAUCUCCCAAAUGGACUCGUGAACUUGCGACUCUAGAUGGAAACGGCUUCAUCUGAAACCCAAAUCCGACGCCCGGCAAUAUUUUGUGUCCUGCCGACUGCCUAGAUGCAUAUAGGUGGCUAGCUACCUCCGGUAUCCCGGCUAUCCCCUCAAUGGUUGCAGUUUGGUCUCUGGCUCAAGGCCAAAUAUAUAUUACGGCUGUAGGGCUUCUAGUGAAGCAUUGCGCUUCUAUUACUCGAGCCGUUGACAGGAGCUUGAGGUAGAUCAAUGAAGAUAAAGUCGCUUCCAACGCCUAAAUAUAGCAAGCUGCAAAUCGCUAAACCGUCACCUUCGGAAACAAGUUGUGCCUCUGUCCUUGGUCCAUAUUCAUGGCGUCAUAUGAGAAAAGUGAGCGCUCUGCGUAACUCUACCCCAUGCAGGAUACCAAACUGAGAAGCAAUCUACGCACGCCUCGACUCAGGAUAUUGAUAAUUCGCAUUUAUAAUAUGAUCUGAAGAUCGGCAACAUCCCAUGACGCUGACGACUUCACUCUGGAAAUAAUUGGGAGGCGAAUUCUUGGGAUAGUCAUGUCUAUCUCUUCUAUAUUUGUAGCGAGCGGCAAAUAAAACCAUAUCAGCGCCAGUAGAACCUCGGAUUUCAUCGGUGAGAGGACAUAAAAAUCAAUGAAUACCGGGGAAGCAUCUAAGCGCCACCCAUUUCCCACCGUUCCAAUCCCCGUAUUGCCGGGAUAUAUUGCAUUACGUUUAACCUCCCUCCUACCUCCUAGUGCCCAUUUGCUUGGUAUCCGGCUGAUGUCACAGGCAGUAAUAGCCGAUAGCGUACUUUUCCCACGUGCGACCCAUGCCUCUCAAAAAUGCAAACCUGGGAAAUGCCCGCUCCUCAACAUUUAGAUUGGGCAAUUGCACAGUGGUCACAUCAGUGCAACGGGAGGCUGGUUCAACGACGCCCGAAGUUGGUUAGAUCGUGUCUAUCAUCGAACCUCUUCAUCCCGUCCCCAAUGUUGGGAGGAAGCCAGGGCCGAAGAUCUAAAAUCUUCCCACCCUCAGCCUCAGGAGAAGAUCAAACAAAGCCAUGAAUAUGCCUUUCAUUAGGUACUGCCUCCAAUGUGAUGUGGGAUGAAUUGGUCUGAAGAUAACUCUGACUACUUACCUUUGCCCUGCCCCAUUCUCCCCGAAACGGUCGAGCCUGGGAAAUGGCUUACCUGAACAAGCAGCGGGAAAGAGGAAUUUCCCAGCCUCAAUGAUCAAUAUUUGUCACUAUCCCUAUUGAUACUCCCAUCAAAAUGCACCAGGACAUUCGUCACAGAUAGAGUGCACCGCCACAUAGCCACAACUUUGUUUUCACGUAUUGAUUUCGGCACGGACCACCUGUGGCUUAGCCAGUUUAAUAGCCAAUCCUAUCCAUGGAUCUGAAAAAAGCUUGGCAUGUCCAAUUUUUUAAGGUAAGAGCGCUAGACUUCAAUAGGAAUAAUGAUUUUUUCUUAGCGUCGCUCUCGCCGAUUGUUAGCCGAGGAAUCUGAAUUUUUUCUAUGCACUUGUAUCCCCGGCCCACAACCAGCUAAUAUAAUAGUAAAUAGCUACUAGCUACAUAUAGGCCAGAAGCCUGACAGCAUGCCGUGGAUAGAAAGUUGAGUACCAGUUUCUCAUUUGAUAUUUAGAUGAUCUUUAUGAUUUCAAACCCCUAAGCUAGCUGAACAAGCUAGUAGCUCUUCAACGAUUGACUUCUUUUUUUAACGUUAAGCAUGAGUUGAAUCAACCUCCCAUCAUCUUAAAUCCAUCUACUACUACCUCUAGACCGAAUGGCGUAAUUGGCUAUGAAGUAGUCGCAAUGAUGCUGCAAGGGGUGGAAAAGAGCCCACCCAAGCGAUCUUGGCGAUGAGUUCCGAUUUUAUACUUUUACCUUCAGCUGGGACGAUUUCGCAAACUGCACAUAUGGAUAAGCUCCAUGGGUGUGCAUAUUGUGCAGAUCCUCAUGCUAUCAUGUGUGGCAAAGACAGUUCAUCCAACCUGAUGCUUGUAACAGAAGUUUGAGCUUGAGUUUGAGGGGGGAAUUGAAUUUCUGAGGGGACUCUCAGCCCAAGGAAAAGCAUUGCUUUUAGUGAAGAAAUAAAUAUGCUAUAUUAUGAGAUGGGAUUUUGACUUGUUGAAUAUAUCACCAUGAAUAACACACCUUGUAAAUGCAUAAAUUACAGAUUGAGUAUAAGUUGUGAAGUGAUGGUUCAAGCAGCUGAGAGAAGAAAAGAUUGAGAUAUGAUGAGUGCGAUUUGGGCCUGGUCAAUGUGAAAGAAGUGUCCUUUUUAGAGGGGCUAGAUUUAGCCUUAGCUAGCUGUGAAAGAAUCUGCGUCUCAUCCUGGGUUCAUCUAGCCAAUUCUGCUGUGGAGAUCUUGAGACCAACAAGCCGACGUUGCUUUCUAUCUUGUGCCAGCCAGUUUGCGGCAGACCCGCUGGACUCAAGUUUAUGAGCGAUAACAUACACAAUGUUCAG
Messenger RNA from Blastomyces dermatitidis ER-3, 3468 nucleotides. RefSeq names its product 60S ribosomal protein L27-B. Gene Ontology annotation, biological process: translation. Gene Ontology annotation, cellular component: cytosolic large ribosomal subunit; ribosome. The record is from RefSeq and is a predicted model, not a curated record. NCBI's taxonomy places the organism in Eukaryota, Fungi, Ascomycota, Eurotiomycetes, Onygenales, Ajellomycetaceae. Gene Ontology annotation, molecular function: structural constituent of ribosome. The coding region runs from base 116 to 523 and encodes 135 amino acids. The transcript is spliced from 4 exons.